Neltuma alba is the source of this 2421-nucleotide messenger RNA. RefSeq lists its product as uncharacterized. The coding region runs from base 406 to 1065 and encodes 219 amino acids. The record is from RefSeq and is a predicted model, not a curated record. NCBI's taxonomy places the organism in Eukaryota, Viridiplantae, Streptophyta, Magnoliopsida, Fabales, Fabaceae. The transcript is spliced from 3 exons.
AUGGGUUCAUAGAAUUGCACGGUAUAGAAAAUAUAGACAAACCCCUGGAAAGUCAGGGUUUCUGAGAUCCUUGGGGGGUCGACAACUCCAGAUUACACACUCUUUUUGUUUCGCUCCAGAUCAAUUGAGUCGCCUUAUUCUCAUUUUUACUUGAUCAAAGUAUAGAUUUUUGUUUAGUCUCCAGGAAAGAAACGGGGCCUUUUCUGCGCUAUCAUCCGCUGAGUUUCUCAGUUUUAGCUGGCAAUUUUUUCCAAAAUCAGAUAUCUGCAGAUUUACAGUCUCCCGACGAUCAGCUUGUUCUGAAGAAGAUCAUCGACAAUCCCAGUCUCAAUAAUUCAUUUAUACUGUCUGAUAUAUUCUGAUCUAACUUAAUCCCUCGCUAACUUCUACUCAUUGGCCUCUGUCAUGGCAGCUUCCAGAACUGAGCGAUCAAUCGUUCCUUGUCAGCAGAUCAAAAUCAAAACCCCGAAGAAAAACGGGGGGGGAGCUUUCAUUUCCAGCCCAUCGUCGGAGAAUUCGGGCGUCUAUGGGGUUAUCUUACACCCUCAUUCGCAUCCUCUGUCUUCAUCUGUCGGCAGUCACCAUUGUCGACAAAACCAACAGCCACCUCUGCUUCCUCUACCGAUUUCUGCGCUUCAGCAGCCUCUGAUUUCUAGAAGCGUCAGUCAAGGUUUCUCUUGCCCUCCUCCCCCCACUCGAAGGAACAGAAUCAGAGACGCGUCCCUCACGCCCAAGAUAUCAAAACAAGCCAAGCGAGAAGAAGUGAAAAGAGAUCUGAAAUCAGCAUCUCGAUCCAUAUCGGAGCUUCUCCACGUCCAUCAGAGCAAUCGGUUGGGACCCGACCCGGCUUACCUUCCCAGGUACCUUCCUAUCGUUUUAACCACGGCGUCAGGAGAGGGAAAAUUCGAAACAUUUCCGGGUUCGGUGUUUAGUCUGUCUCCGCCACCCAGCAGCUUGCCGCUACCCAAGUUUUCUCUGAGACAGAAACUUAGUUGCAACGCUGGGGCCGCCGGCGUUGACGCGGGCGCAACCGACGAUCUCCGGCGACUUCUGCGACUCCGCUGAAGUUGCAUCCGCGAUUUGGUGGUGGAAUGUUUAGUGGGUGCGCCGGUGAUGGCUUCCGCUGUUCAGUAGUAUUGCGUAAAUAAAAGGAUUAUUGGGUUACAAAGAUGAAUGUUACAUGGUAUAACAAGAUCUUCGGGAAGAUGGGCAGUUUUUCAGAGAACAUCCAAAUGCAAAGCCUAUUACUGCAGCCCAAACAGACCAUCCUAACGCUCAAUUUUGAAGGCAGAGGUUGCUAUUAUCAUGUUCUGUUGUGCUCUACGCACUUGCGUUUGUUCUUGCUCAGGCUCAAGCGAGAAAAAUUGAUAAAGCUUAUUGUUGCUCCUGCAUAAAUCGAGAGCAGUUUCAAAAACGUUGUUAUCAAGCAUGCACUGGGCGUUUAAUGACACUACUAAUAUGGGCUUUCAUGUCUCUGAUUGCGGAAUGCGAAAGCUGAAUCUGACGCUGCCACCAAAGUGGUUCUUCAACCGACAAAGCAAAAGAAGGCGGCACAAAAGACCUCUUCAAUAUUGUGAUCAAGAUGGCACGAGAAGGGUUGCAAGGUGGCCCUGAAUAAAAGUUUUUGGAACUCUGUGCUGGCUGAUUUGGAAGAACAGGUGUUGAAAAAGCUUCGAGGGAUCGAGCGCUCAGCCAUGCAACUCGAUUCAUCUUUCCUUAUAUCACCUGAUGGAAGGAGUUGAAAAUGGCAAGAUUCAAUCUUCCAGAUGGAAGGCAGAGAAAACAUCAAAUGGAAAUUACGUCGAGCUGGAUAUGUUCGAGUGGAUGUUGAUGGUUCAGUCUUUCACCAAAACCAAGCUGUUUGUGGAGGAGUUGCGAGAGACGAUCAAGGAAAUUGGCUCAGGGGACUUCAACAAGAUCUAGGCUAUGCCCCGUCCACUGCAGCAGAAUUACUGGCUAUCAGAUCGGGAUUGAGGAUGUACAAAGACAUGAACUUUUCACAGGUUCAGCUGUCUGCGGACUCCUUGGAAGCUAUUCAACUUUUGUUGAUGGAUAGUGGAGAUGGACACCCUUUGAGUAGCGAGACACAAGAGACCAGGAUGCUCAUUUUUUCCACCUGGGAUAUUGAAAUCCGUCAUACAUGCAGAGAAGCACUGAAGUGUGUAGAUUAUCUUACAAAGUCAACUCAUGGGUCGAGUAGGGAAAUGAGGCCACUUUCAACAGGCCAUAGACAAUAUUGUGUGGCGCAAGUUGCUCAGGAUGUCUUGAAGGCCAAUAUGGGGGCCUUUGACCAGAUGUAAUUUUGUUUGUUUUGUCUUCAAGCGUAGCUUGCCUUGUUAUUCAAAAAAAAAAAAUUGUGAUCAAGAAUAAGAAAUUGAUAGGAGGUUGAAGCCUCUCAAACGGCCAAUCUCAUUUUCUCCA